AUGGAGCCAUUGCACAUGCUCCAGGUCCUACGCCGAAAAUCCAAAUCAGACAUGAUACCACCCAAACCGAGCCUAGAAGUGUCAAUGUUUCCUCUCUACCACUACGGGAAAAGAAGAGGACAAAGCUGCAUGACUUCCAUGGAGAAGAAGCGGGUGGCCAUCAUCGGAGCCGGGGUGAGCGGCCUUACUGCGUGCAAGCACGCAUUGGAGCAUGGCUUCCGUCCUGUCAUGUUUGAGGCCGACGUAGACGCCAUCGGUGGCGUGUGGGCGCACACGCUAGCCUCAACGCGGCUUCAGACCCCACGGCCAUAUUACCAGUUCACCGACUUUCCGUGGCCACCGGGAGUGUCAGAUUUGUACCCUGACCAUAACCAGGUCAUGGAUUACCUGCGCUCGUAUGCGCGACACUUUGGCGUGCUAGAGUGCAUCAGGUUUGGCAGCCGGGUUGCUGCUCUGGAGUACUCCAGUGAUGUGAACGAGGGGGAGAUGAUGACGUGGGAUCAGUGGGCCGGCAAUGGUGAGGCAUUCGGCAGCGGUCGGGGCGAGUGGAGCCUUACCGUGCAUCGCGGGGACCAUGUUGAGCACAAACAGAUCCAUGUGGCCGACUUUGUGGUUCUUUGUCUCGGAAGAUUCAGUGGCAGGCCCAAUAUUCCCGCUUUCCCGCUGGGGAAAGGGCCAGAGGCCUUUGAUGGCACGGUGAUCCACUCCAUGGAUUUCUCCAACAUGGACAAUGCAAAGGCCACCCAACUCAUCAAAGGCAAGCUCGUCACUGUCAUCGGUUACCAAAAGUCUGCUCUGGACGUUGCCACACGGUGCGCAAAUGUGAAUGGUCCGACGUAUCCAUGCACAAUGAUUUGUCGUACGAAGCGAUGGAUCAUCCCGGGUUACCACGCAUGGGGUGUCCCGAUUUCUUUCUUCUACCUCAACCGGUUUUCUCAACUCCUAAUUCACAAGCCAGGAGAGGGGCUGCUCCUUGGCCUUCUGGCAACGUUGUUAUCACCGUUGAGAUGGUUGUUCUCCAAGUUUGUUGAGAGCUACUAUAGAUGGGCUGUACCCAUGAAGAAGCACGGCAUGGUGCCAGACCACAGCUUCUUCGAUGCCAUGAGCUCAUGCUUGGUUGUGCUGCUACCCGGCAAGUUCUACACUAAUGUCGACCAAGGCAGCAUCGUUCUCAAGAAAGCAAAGGAAAUGAGCUUCUGCAGACAAGGACUUGUUGUAGAAGGCGAACCCUCGCCAAUAAAGAGCGACGUGGUGAUCUUUGCUACCGGGCAAUGUGUCCAUCCUAGGAUCCCCCAGUUAGCCAUCAUCGGCUACUGCGAGAAUGUGUCAAACCUGCAUGCGUUCGAGCUACGGUCAAAGUGGUUGGCACACUUCCUUCACGGGAGCUUCCGUCUGCCUAGUAUCCAAUCUAUGGAGGAGAAUAUAAUCGAGUGGGAUAAGUAUAUGAAACGGUACGCUUCAACCCACUUCCGUCGGUCGUGUAUUGCACAGGUCCACAUCCUGUGCAAUGAUCAGCUGUGUCAAGACAUGGGGAUUAAUCACAAGAGGAAAAAUGGAUUCCUGGCAGAUUGGGUGCUUCCUUAUGGACCAGCAGAUUACGGUGGCAUCAACCGGCGGAAUAACUGA
Molecule: messenger RNA, 1626 nt
Organism: Triticum aestivum (bread wheat)
Lineage: Eukaryota; Viridiplantae; Streptophyta; Magnoliopsida; Poales; Poaceae
Product: probable flavin-containing monooxygenase 1
Exons: 6
Coding region: 1-1626 (541 amino acids)
Molecular function (GO): flavin adenine dinucleotide binding; NADP binding; N,N-dimethylaniline monooxygenase activity
Source: RefSeq, a predicted model, not a curated record